GUUUUCAUUUUAACCAGGGAUCAGACCAUAAAUUAUAAUGUUUGGAAAAACUUUAUCUCGACUUUUUCACUAGCUUAGUAGCGUUUAGUACAAUCAUUCUCGUUGGCAAGAUAUCUACUGAUAUCGGAAAAAAGAGAGUUUUCUUUACCAGAGACCAUUGGUUGUAGCAACUUCUGUUAAUUUCGUAGCUAGCUAUUUUCAGCCAUGUUCAACUGUCGAUUUCUCUCGCGAUCGACGCUUCUAUGCAUAAGAACCAGUCUUUUAAGUGCAGCCCACAUCUUUGAAUGGUUCUCUAAGUUUUAUUUCCUUAUUAACCAAAGUCUAUCAGAACAAAGCUAAUUAUGGUAACUAAGGAGACUGCCUAAAGGGCGGGAAAUGCAAAUGACCAAGUUUUGAAUCUGAUGGAUUGAAAAAGUGAAGCGAUUUUUUUGGGCCAAUUACUGAGCAAAGUAAAGCAAAACCAAACUAAUGCUGUUUUUACCCAAGAGAUCAUUAGAUUCAUAAUUGUCUUGCUCUGUUUCAGUCAAAGCUAAAUAUGCUGUCAUUAAAGGACCGUGCAAACUGGACAGGAGCUCAGGCCAGAAGUCAGUUUCGACGGAAUUUUUUCCCGCGAGAACAGACCAAUGGCAUGUCAGCUGGUUUUACGCAAGCUAGUGUUCAUAUCAUUCCUUCGUCCGCAGCAGAUCAUUUCCAUGAAUUUUGCAAAAUGAACCAUGCCGCUCUCCCUUUGGUGUACCGGACAAAGCCAGGGGAAGUGUCAGCCCUACCCUUAGCUGCAGAUCUCGACAUUCGGUAAUAAAAGAGGACAAACCGAGGGGUUUGUUUAUAAAAAAAAAAAGGGAAAUUUAAAGAGGAUCACUCUCUAUCAAAGCUACGCGAUUGACAAUAAAAAAAAGUAAACAAUUAAACUUGAAAUGAGACCCUCUAACAAAAAAAUAUCAGGUUGGAAGGAAUGCAAAACACGAAACAUUACUUCUAGUCGUUAAAUUUUUUGAGAAAGAGAGCUAGUCGAAAUCGUAUUUUUUUUUGCCCUGGAUGGUAACCACGAAGUAAGGCAGGUCCUGAAUGGGUGUUACUUUUGUCGGUGGCUAGCUCUUUUAGCGGGUAUCCGCGGGUUUCGCCCAUAACGAGUUUCGCCCAAGAAGCGUUUCGCCCAUAACGAGAAUGGUUUCGCCCAGGCAUAAAUUCGAUUCGUGCGGCGUGCGGAUCUUAACUUCCGUGUACAAAAGAUUUGCAACGAUGAUAUGUUCCACGCGCAGGUGUUUUCAAAAGCGUUUAAUUUAAUUCUCGAGAAUAAAAGUGAUGCAAAAAAAUCAUAGCAAUGCUUUUACGACAAACGGACGUCUCUGCAGUAUUUCGUGCGCGAAUUACCUUAACAAUCCCCGCUCCACAGUGAAAGCUAUAAUUGACUUGUUCGUUUCAACAGUAACUUGUUCGUUUCAAAAUUUCAUGAUCUCAGGUCAAGUCACUUUUCUUCAUUCUGUGCAUACAAACGUUUAUAAGGUUGACGUUUUCCGAGUGAGAGUGUAGAAGUUUUACUUAUGGGCGAAACCAUUCUCGUUCUGGGCGAAACGAUAUGUGCGAAACUCGUUAUGGGCGAAACCCGCUAUAACCUUUUAGCGCGUUAUAGUCAGCUGGAAAUUGCUAAAAAAAUGGGUUCUCUUAGCUUUCAAACUUUAUUUCGCGGCCACUAAAAUAGACAUUCUCUAUGUCAUUCUGUAUUUCUUUUCUAAUGUCGAAAUGUUACACAAAGUAUUAUCAGUUUCACCAAGCCUUUACCCCAGUUCUGAUUUCUCUAGACAAACACAUCAGCAGCUAGAACUGCUUUCGAUUUCCAUAUCAAGCCGGCUGAAACGUUCAUCAAUUCUUUUCUUACAGCACAGAUCAGUCAGCAUAUGGGAUAUACGAAAAUGGGGUCUGCACUAAAACCGUAACCGACCUACUAGAUAUACCCUUUGAUGACUUCGUUACAUUUUACAUCGGCUCCAGUAGCUCGUUCGAGCUUGCGCUACAGGACGCUGGUCUUCCCGUUCGGCAACUAGAAAGCGGAAGAAAAGCACCUACUUACCAAACAAGGGUCUUGACAGUAAAGUCAGGUCCUUUCUCAGGUACCGUUGGCAUGUCACUGCGUCCAAUGCCCCGGAACUUAGUAGAGAGGGCUGCCCAGGUGACUGCUGUCUUGGACAAAGUGCAUGGAGCCCCAAUACAUAUUGGUCAUCCUUCCUGGAUCGGAGUGGAGGAUCUGCAAAAUCCAGAAUUUGACGACAAACCGUACAUGAAAGAAGGAGAUGUCUGCAUGUUCUGGGCUUGUGGAGUCACGGCCGCGACAGCGAUAGUGAAUGCAAGUAGGUGGCCAAAAAUAUUCCUUCAUUACCAACCUCUGGAUGUGGUGGAUGCGCUUUUUAGAUUAAAAUACUAAAAGGCUGGCAUCAAUUCCUAUUCCCCCUUUAUACGUUCUAGGAUUACUAAUUAAAGAUGCGUCUCUCAUCCAAGUUUUUUUUGUUGUUGGUUUUUUUGUUUUCCUUUUAGGAUUACCCUUGGCAAUAAGUGUCAGCCAAAGUGAAAUAGCCUGUAACUUCAUUACUGAUCUAAACAACGAAGAAUUUAACAAGGUGAACGUACCCAAGUGGCUCGAAUCCAUGCAAACUAAAGCCGUCUUCAUAUCUGAAAACCCAGUGUUUUGUUCGUUAAUUUCUGACAAAGCAUUAGAACUGAUUCGACAGCUGGAGAAACAGAGGAGACAGGAGAAAAUAACACCCACGGACGAAAUGCCUGAAGCUCUCGCUAAAGCAGCUCUCAGACUCAGCCACGCAUGUUCUGUUGCCAUAGUUACGCUAAACCUGACUACUACUAGAGAAAGUCUCAGUGUGCUGUCAACCAUUAAGUCUCUUUUGACGAGCGAGUCUAAAGAAGUCACAUUGAUCGUCCCAGAGGAAAAGCAAGUGGAGUGGAGAAAUUUGAUCGACCGUUGUGUCGAGUUAAAGUUACUGAAAAAGUCAGUUGCCGUGAACAAAAUUGAAGCAAGAAAAGGAAGCUCGAAGGAUGAUAUCUCGCAAAUUUCGCGUCAAGUGCUAUCGGCCAUGGAAUGUUCCACACAGGACGAUGUUCUUCCUCGCAAGUUUACUGCACUGAUCAGUUUCAGCCAAGAAGGUAUGAAAGCGCCACAGAACAGUUCUCUCUCUCUCUCUCUCUCUCUCUCUCUCUUUCAAAGUCUUAACCAUGCUCGUAUGAGGAGGGGAGGCUAAGGUGAAGGAAUCUUCUUAGCAAUGCUCGUAUGUGGAGGGGAGGCUAAAGUGAAGGAAUCCUCUUAGCCAUGCUUGUACGCGGAGGGGAAGCUAAGGUGAAGGAAUUCUCUUAGCCAUGCUCAUAUCUGGAGGGGAGGCUGAGGUGUGGGUGCCCUACCCUCUGAUGCAAAAAACGAAGAUGUGGAGUUUCAUGGCACAUCUGAAUAGCACGGAUUGCGUCAUUCUAUGAGAUAUUCAUGUUAAUAGUGAUACCUUGUCAGUGCAUGCAAUAACCACUUUUUAAGUUGAAUAGAGAAACGCUUAUUCAUAAGGUCGCGCUCCGAUUUUUUAGAAGAACGCACUUGUGAUGAAUUGCUUGGGAAAGUAAUGUCUAUUUGCAAUCAAAUUUUUUAAUUUAAUCCGACCCAUGUCCAACUUUUUUCUCAGGAGGUUCAGUAUGGGUGGAUAGCGGAGCUGAACGAAUAAUAAGUAACGAUGUCGGUAAAACCUUCUAUUGUUCUUGGCCUGGUGAAGUCAUAGCAGCAGCAUUGUACAUACUGAAUUGCUGUCCAGUGCACUCCCGUUAUCUGAGAAAAGGCUCUGGGUUAUACCAGCCUUUACAGCAGAGCGAGUAUCUGAUGGGCCCUGAAGAGGUCAGUAAGUUUUAUCAUUUUUUUUCUUCUUCUUCAUCCUCUUCCUCUCUCCUAUACAAUUUUGGUAGCUCAAUAAUGUAUAUUUCUAUCAAAAGAACUGAACUGAAAUUCAUGCUGGUCGUUGCGACACGCCUCAUUGUCAGCCUUCCUCCUUCCCUCCCUCCCCUCCCCCCCACACAAACAGCUGCCUUGUCGUCUGACAACCUCUUGAGGUACAUCGCAAAUAGACUAAACGCUAGCAAAUAUCCUCGGGUUAUAAAUCUUCUCCACUUGACCCUUUUUAGGUUAUUAGUCCUUGCAGACGCCCAAAUGAGUAGAUGGGUGAAAACAGUAGAAUAUUCGGAAGGAAUCCUGUCCGGUUAUUCUUCCUUCUUCCCCCCGCCCCUCCCGCUUAUUUGUUCGUCUCCACAUUUUCAAAGUGAGUGCCUAUAACAGGCUAUUCGUCAAUUUGAUUAAUGGUUAAAACAUCCCUUUGGUCCGUUUGACAAGUGUAACAAAUAGAAACAAGGUCACUUGAUGCUACUUGCACGGUAACGGCACUCAGCUGUGGCACUUUUAAGAACAUCAUGAGAUGUUCGGAGACUCCUGACAACCAGAAAUAGCUUGUUAACUCACUACCGCUUUUUUCCUUUCUAAUAGCUUGGAACACUGAUGUCGAACUCUAAUGUAAAGUUCAGCGCUGAAAAAGUGGAAGACCUCAUAAACAAAACCAGCAACUCAGUGUUAAACGCCAUGAUUUGUUUAAACGGCGAGGCGUAA
Molecule: messenger RNA, 4636 nt
Organism: Pocillopora meandrina
Lineage: Eukaryota; Metazoa; Cnidaria; Anthozoa; Scleractinia; Pocilloporidae
Source: the annotation of a GenBank genome assembly